AUGUCAGACGAUAUUGCUUCUCCGGCAGAUGAUCUCUCACUCCGUUUCAAGUCUUUUUCGCUUACAAAUGAGGAGUCUAAAGAACUCACCAUCCUCGGUGAGGACAUCAAACUGAGCGAGGCAGAAUGUCGAUUGAGUCUUAUUGGUAAGGUGGUUACUACGAAAGCAGUAAACUUGAAUGGUUUGAAGAACACUAUGGCCCCAUUAUGGGGCAAUCCGUCAUGUUUUAAAGUUGUGGAAGUUGGGGACAAUCUUUUUCAGUUUGUUUUUGGCAAAGAAGAUGAAAUCUUUCGAGUGUUAGCCGGCAAGCCUUGGUUUUUCAAUAACAGUUUCUUGAUUCUUUCUCGAUGGAGUCCGGAGAUGAAAUUACAACAGUUGGUGUUUCAACAUUCGCCAAUAUGGGUUCAAAUAUGGGGUUUGCCCCUACAGUUUUACUCCCACGAGGUGGGAACAUAG
Molecule: messenger RNA, 456 nt
Organism: Rhododendron vialii
Lineage: Eukaryota; Viridiplantae; Streptophyta; Magnoliopsida; Ericales; Ericaceae
Exons: 1
Coding region: 1-456 (151 amino acids)
Source: RefSeq, a predicted model, not a curated record